GCUUUCAGCGAUCGUGUACGUACACGCACGUUUCACUCACACUUUUACUCGGUUUGUUUGCAACCACGAGCAGCUGUCACGGCAAAAUCAAAUGGGAUUGUUUGCAACCACGAACCUGCGUUCGUGUUGGUGAGAAAUGUCGGCGAGACCCUAAUUGAAAGAAGGUGUCGUGCUGGCAGUUACAUCACCGAUGGAAAGGUUGAUUAUAGUUGAUCGAGUGAACGAAUAUGACAAGAUGCUGCGAUCAAUUGCCUACUUGAUUAGAUUCGCGAAGUUUAUUACGAGCAGAAAACAAUCAAUUAUCCGCGGACCACUGACCGUUUUGGAAUUGAGAGGUGCAUUGGCAGUAACAGUGCGUUGUGUGCAAAAGGAGACGUUUCAUCUUGAGCUUCGUGUGAUUGCUGAAGGUGGUCAAUCGAAACCCCGCCUUAGUGGUUUGAAUCCUUUCAUUGAUCCACAAGAUGACAUGUUGCGCAGCGAAUCCACUGAAGACAUCCCAACUGAUGGGAGAUUUUCCAUCUUACCGUAUCCAGCCAGCACCGACAUUUGCCUACACUGGUGUAGAUUUUGCCGGACCCUUUUUGAUUAAAUCGCACACUGCAAGUCGCAGACCACUUAUCACGAAGGCUUAUGUUUGCCUAUUUGUCUGCAUGCUGACCAGAGCUAUCUAUUUAGAGUUAGUGUCUGACUUGACAACGAGUGCAUUUCUGGCUGCAUUACGGCGAUUUACCAGCCGACGUGGUCUACCGUGUAAGAUGUUCUCCUACAAUGCGACGAAUUUUGUCGGCGCACAGAAUGAGCUUGAAGAGCUAGCGCGCCUCUUCAAGGAUCAGCAACAAGCAAGGAAGAUUUCUGAAUAUUGCACAGGCCAAGGUAUCGAAUGGUCUUUCAUACCUCCUCGGAGCCCUCAUUUUGGGGGCAUUUGGGAGGCGGGUGUGAAGCAGGUAAAGCAUCAUCUAACGCGAAUUGUCGGUGGUUACAAGCUGUCUUACGAGGAAUUCUACACUACGUUGACCUUACAGCGAUAACACCAGCCCAUUUCUUAAUUGGCCGAGAGAUGAAGGCAGUGACCGAACCAUCCUACCUUAAUGUUAAGCAGAGCACUCUUUCUCGGUGGCAAUUAGUACAAACUAUUUUUUCAACAUUUCUGGAGAAGGUGGACAGCAGAAUACUUACCAGAACUUCAGAACAGAGCAAAGUGGACGAAAGCAACACCCAUAGCAGAAGGUGCUCUAGUUCUGAUGGCUGACCAGGGUUCUCCGCCUUUCCAAUGGCCCCUCGGACGGGUUAUAAAGUUACACCCUGGAAAGGACAACAUUUGCCGUGUCGUCACUGUGAAAACAUCUAAGGGCGAGUACAAGCGUGCCAUAACCGAGGUCUGCCUACUGCCUCUGGACAGCAAGCCAGAUUGAAAGGAUUUCAACGCCGGGAGGAUGUUCGGAGCUAAACCCACUCAUGCAGAAUCCAGCUAAUACAGUCACACCUUUGCCAUGAACAUUGAAACACAUACACACACAUGUA
Molecule: messenger RNA, 1521 nt
Organism: Armigeres subalbatus
Lineage: Eukaryota; Metazoa; Arthropoda; Insecta; Diptera; Culicidae
Exons: 2
Coding region: 462-1028 (188 amino acids)
Biological process (GO): DNA integration
Molecular function (GO): nucleic acid binding
Source: RefSeq, a predicted model, not a curated record